Dovyalis caffra is the source of this 816-nucleotide messenger RNA. NCBI's taxonomy places the organism in Eukaryota, Viridiplantae, Streptophyta, Magnoliopsida, Malpighiales, Salicaceae. The record is from the annotation of a GenBank genome assembly.
AUGGGUAGCAUUGGUAGUUCCUCACCACCCCAUGUAGUGAUUUUUCCAUACAUGGCUCAAGGCCACACUAUUCCAUUGACAGACUUGUCCAAGGCAUUAGCCCAACGUAGCCUAAAAGUAACCAUCAUUACCACCCCAGCAAAUGCUCCAUUUAUCCUUUCCAAAACCUCUAUCCACCCAACAAUCUCUUUGUCCAUAAUCCCUUUUCCAAAAGUUUCAGAAUUGCCAGAAGGUUGUGAAAAUGUUAACCAUCUUCCUUCUCCAGAUCUCAUUUUACCUUUUUUGCACGCCAUCAAACAACUCCAACAAGCUUUUGAAGAUGUCCUUAAAGAGAUGUAUACACAGAUGGAGGAGAUUGCACUUGGAUUGGAGAACGCAGGACAACCGUUCAUUUGGGUGGUCAGAUCAAGAACCUGGAUCCCACCAGUUGGGUGGGAGGAAAGGGUCAAGGAUAGAGGGUUGGACCAGCAGUUGGGCUUGUCCAUGGGUGUGCCACUCUUGGGUUGGCCCAUGGGAACAGAGCAAGGAUUGAAUGCUAGGUAUGUGGCAAUGGGGCUAAAAGCAGGGCUCAUGGUCCUUCAAGAACAAGAUAAAUUCGAUGCAAAAGAUGACCCUAUGGCUGUUCAACAUAAUGUGAUUUGUGACGUUGUGAAGGAGUUGAUGCAAGGUGACCAAGGGAGGAAGGCCAGGGAAAGGGCACAAGAGUUUGGGAUAAAGGCAAGACAAGCUGUGGAAAAAGGUGGAUCAUCUGAUAAGAAAUUGGAUGAACUAAUUGAAUCCCUCACUCCAAGACAAAACAAUUCUAGGACUAUAUGA